This is a messenger RNA of Columba livia (rock pigeon), 4695 nucleotides long. It is a transcript of the gene P3H2, whose product is annotated as prolyl 3-hydroxylase 2. Gene Ontology annotation, molecular function: iron ion binding; procollagen-proline 3-dioxygenase activity; L-ascorbic acid binding. Bases 393 to 2486 code for a protein of 697 amino acids. The transcript is spliced from 15 exons. Gene Ontology annotation, biological process: collagen metabolic process. NCBI's taxonomy places the organism in Eukaryota, Metazoa, Chordata, Aves, Columbiformes, Columbidae. Gene Ontology annotation, cellular component: endoplasmic reticulum. The record is from RefSeq and is a predicted model, not a curated record.
CGGCGGUGCGGGGCCCUUUAAGAGGUGCCGGCGGCGCGGGCGGGCGGCACAGGGAGCAGCAGCCCCGCCACCGCCGAGGGCAGAGUCGCAGCGGAGCCCCUCGCACGGCCUCCGCUGCACCGCGAUCCACUGCACGGACCCCCGGAUCCUACUACACCGCGAUCCAUUGCACAGGGCUCGGCUCCCAUUGCACGGACCCCCGGACCUCACCGCGGCGGACUCCACUGCGCGGACCCUCGGACCCUGCCGCCCCGCCCCUAUUGCAGCCCGCCUCCGGACCCUAUCGCACCGAGCCCCGCUACACGGUGCACCGCUACCCCAUUGCACCGCACCCUUACUCCCCAUUGCUCGGACCACCGGACUCCAUCGCACGGACCGCCGGUGCGGCGGGCAUGGCAUCCGGGAGCCGGCUUUGGGGGGCUCUGCUGCUGCUGCCGCUGCUGCUGCCGGCGGCGUGCCGGGCGGACGGUGGGUGCUCGGGGGAAGGCGGCCCCCUGGAGCCCUUCGACGAGCUGUACGCCAGCGGCGUGGAAGCCUACUACAGCGGCGACUUCGCGGGCGCGGCGCGGUGCCUGGAGCGGGCGCUGCGCAGCCGACGGGAGCUGCGGGACGCGCGGUUGCGGUGCCGGCGGCGCUGCCGCGGGCAGGUGCGGUUGGAGGCGCCGGGACCGGGCGCUGGUGGCGACCUGCCUUUCUUCGGCUCGGUGCUGCGACGAGCCAGCUGCCUGCGAAGCUGCGAGGAACCGCGCUUGGGAGCCGUGUCCCGCCACCGCGCCGCCGAGGAGGUGCGAGCCGACUUCCAGCGCAGGGUACCCUACAGCUACCUGCAGCGCGCAUACAUCCAGAUGAACAAGCUGGAGGAGGCAGCAAAUGCAGCUCACACCUUCUUCAUGGCAAACCCUGAGCACAUGGAGAUACAGCAGGACAUUGAGAACUACAAAACCACAGCAGGAAAAGUUAGCUUGGUUGACCGGGAGGCCAGGCAGCACAUGGAGGACUACAGUGCUGGGGUAAGGCACUACGACAAGGAGGAGUAUGAGCUUGCCAUUGACUUACUGGAGCGUGCGUUGGAAGGGUACUACUCUGAGGAUGCAGAUUGCCAGAUCAUGUGUGAGGGACCACAGAAAUUUGAGGAGCAUGAGUAUCUGGAAUAUAAGGCUGGUCUCUAUGAAGCUAUUGCAGAUCACUACAUGCAAGUCCUGGCUUGCAAACAUGACUGUGUCCGAGAACUUGCCACACGGUCAGGCCGUAUCUCACCAAUUGAAAAUUUCCUUCCCCUCCAUUAUGACUACUUGCAGUUUGCCUAUUACAGAGUUGGUGACUAUGUGAAAGCCCUGGAGUGCGCCAAGUCCUACCUCCUCUUCCACCCGGACGAUGAAGAUGUCUUGGAGAAUGCUCGUUAUUACGAGGGCCUCUUGGAAGGUACAGUGGAUCCAGACACCAUCAAACCCAGGAAGGAAGCAAAAAUGUUGCUGCGGCGCCAUAAGCUGGAGUCUCACUUCUUGCAGGUGGCUGCAGCUGGCCUUGGAUACACCUACACAGAGCCGAACUACUGGAACAGGUAUGGCGCCCGCCAAGAUGAGCACAGUGUUCCGUCAAGUAUUAGCAGUGAACCGGAGGAUGGCCCCCGGCUGUCCCUUGCAAAGAAACCCAUGCCAAAACCAGAUCGAGAGUUAAAGGAGGGGGGUCCACUUCUCUACAGUGACGUGAAGUUUGUCUACAACUCACAGCAGCUGAACGGCACCCAGCGAGUUCUACUGGAUAAUGUCAUCUCAGAGGAGCAGUGCCGAGAGCUUCACAGGGUGGCCAGUGGGAUCAUGUUGGCUGGAGAUGGCUACAGGGGCAAAACCUCCCCCCACACCCCAAAUGAGAGAUUUGAAGGUGCCACUGUCCUCAAAGCCCUCAAGUAUGGCUACGAGGGCCGCGUCCCACUGAAGAGUGCCCGGCUCUUUUACGACAUCAGUGAGAAGGCUCGCAGGAUUGUAGAGUCCUACUUCAUGCUGAACUCCACGCUCUACUUCUCCUAUACCCACCUGGUGUGCCGCACCGCCCUCUCCGGCCAGCAGGAGAGGAGGAAUGACCUGAGCCACCCCAUCCACGCUGACAACUGCCUCUUGGACCCUGAGGCCAAUGAAUGUUGGAAAGAGCCUCCUGCCUACACCUUUCGGGAUUACAGUGCCCUCCUGUACAUGAAUGCAGAUUUCGAAGGAGGCGAGUUCAUUUUCACCGAGAUGGAUGCCAAAACUGUGACGGCCUCCAUCAAGCCCAAGUGCGGACGAAUGAUCAGCUUCUCAUCAGGUGGCGAGAACCCCCAUGGGGUGAAGGCGGUUACCAAAGGCCAGCGGUGCGCUGUGGCUCUCUGGUUCACCUUGGACCCACUUUACAGAGAGCUGGAGAGAAUCCAGGCAGAUGAAGUGAUCGCGAUGUUGGACCAGGAGCAUCUAGGACCCAGUGAAAUGAACAUCAACCCCAAGGAUGAGCUAUGAACUAGGCCAAAGACUUUUUCUAUUAAAUAUUUAUUUAAUAUUGUUAAUCUUAUUAGAACCCUUCUAUUUUUGUACAGAGCUGCUGUAUAAAUUAACAAGUUAAUAUGAUUGUGGAGUUUCAGAAGUGCCUCUUCUGUGUUUAGCACAGCUCUUGCUGGCACCCCUCAUCCCUGUGCCAGCAUCUCCUGCUGGGUCUGACUCUGCCUCUGGGAUUCCCUGUCCUUCCCUAGCACGUCUCAGGACUUAUUCAGGACCACUUUACCCCCUUGGAGGACACUUUUUUUCCCCCUUCUUCAACCAGAAACAGCUGCUUCUCUUUAGCUUCCGCUAGAGAAAUGUCUCAGGUGUGCUAAUGCACCAGUCUUCCUGCCCCUACUAAGUGAUGGCUGAAGACCUGGGUAGUGCUGCCAUGGGGGAAACUGGAAUGUAAGUCAGUUAUGGCUGUUCUUUCCAUCUCAGAGCCCUUCAUCAUUUGUAAUAUGCUUUUUAGGGAAACAAGCAAAGCAAAACCCAGGUCCCAGCAAAAUGCAUAUCUCUCUGUAGCCAUGCAAAACUGGCAUUUGGGCAGAACUUCCAGAAAUCACCUGCUUGGCAGGAGCAUGAGAUGUGCACAGGCAUGAAGGGAUUGAAUUUGCAGCUGACACUGUUGAAACAGGGUCUGUCGUUCAUGUUCAGUCCCUUUUCUUGCUAAUGGCUUGGGAUGCACUAAAGAAACUGCUUCAUAUUGCAGCCUUUGAGCUUCCAGCCCAGUACUGUUGCUGGUAAAACCCAAAGUUAAAGGUCAUAGUUUCCAGGUUCAUGUUGGGAAGCAGCUGAAAGGCUCAGGGAUGUUACAGUGCCAUGUUGUUGGAUGGUCACAGUGUGGCUUUGUACUCUGGAUGUCCUGGCUGCAUCCUCCCAUCCUGACUGUAGAAGCAGCAGAUGUUCAUGGUGAGGCAGCAUCUGUUUGUUCAAAGUAUUACCGACCCAGUCUGAGGGUGAAAGCACAUGUUGCUUAUCACAAGAAAUUUACUACACCAGUAACUACUGCUGAGUAAAUGAUCCUUCUACCACCAUUAAAUCAACUCCUCUGCAUGUGACCAGAGCAGCCCCUACCUCAAUCAGAAUGAGCACUGAAGUCACAGAAUUGCCCAUGUGUCAGACAUAAGGACAGCUUUUAUUCUGACCCAGAAGAUGCUUAUGCUGCUAGAAAGCAGUUCCUAAAGGGCGGGUUGCAGCAAUCUUUACUGUUGAAUUUACUGCAAGGCUGCUGUCUCUCCAGAAAGCACUGGCAGGGAUCUUGGCUGGAGUUGGUGUCCCUAAGCAGGUUUGCUCAGCUCCCUGAUGCAUUGGCACUGUCUCAGUCCUUUUCUGCUCCCCUCUGCCAGAUGUGACAUUUCCAGAAUUUAAAAUCUGCAAUAGGGAAUUGUCUGAUCAUGUAGCUUGUGCUUAUCCAAACCUUCCAGGCUCAGCAGCACCCUCUUUCCAUCCAGUCAUUGGCUGCCAUAGCCAUGGACAAGGAUGGUCCUUCUGUAGAGACCUCCUCAAAAGCUGGUCCUCAGCAAGAAUAUAGAGGGGAAACUCAGUACAUAUGGGAAGACAAAUGCCCAGACUGUGAAGAAGGUACCGUUACUGCCUAGAAAAUGAUAGAAGGGUCAUUUGCUUAAUCUCCUCCAAUGCAAGGGAGAAAGGUCUGAGUUUCUGAGCUACAAGUGUGGCUUCUUUCUUUGACAUUAUCUGCCUUUCCCCUAGACUGUUGAAAUUAUUAAUUGUGUUGGCUCCCUGUAGAACUGUCCACAGGUCUCUGCCUUCAGAGACUCUUCCCUGCUCAAAUGCCUCCCCUGGAAAUGUUUAAUCCCCCUUUUUUUAAAGCAGACCGAGAAAAAGCUGGAGGGAAGAAGGCAAGGGCAGCUGGACAGCUGAAAUGCAGGUGUUGUCCUCUGUCUGCAUCACUCUAUUGCAUCUGAGGCUUGACUCCUACAUGCUGGACCUUCAGCAUGUGUUUGUGCUGGCAUCCCCCUGACAGCCAUGUCUGCCUGAGCGCAUCCUGCAGAGCCGCCCCUGCAAGCAGCUCGGUGCAGCCCCUGAUCCCCAGGGGUUGCGGGAAUUCCACCACCUGGUCCUGCUGUGGGGAGGUGGCAGGGGAGCAUCACAGGUCAUGACUUCUUUGCUGCUGUGGUGGUUAGCCAGAGCUGUGUCUAAAUCCAGAGGAAAUAAACUAAACACAACA